This is a messenger RNA of Eremomyces bilateralis CBS 781.70, 3108 nucleotides long. RefSeq lists its product as uncharacterized. Gene Ontology annotation, molecular function: DNA-binding transcription factor activity, RNA polymerase II-specific; zinc ion binding; DNA binding. NCBI's taxonomy places the organism in Eukaryota, Fungi, Ascomycota, Dothideomycetes, Eremomycetales, Eremomycetaceae. Gene Ontology annotation, biological process: DNA-templated transcription; regulation of DNA-templated transcription. The record is from RefSeq and is a predicted model, not a curated record. The transcript is spliced from 4 exons. Bases 173 to 2965 code for a protein of 930 amino acids.
AACCCAGGUCUUAAUAAAGUUAGUAAUUACAAGUGGAGCUUCAGCUCUUCUGCGCGGCAUUAUUGUCACUCAUGACUCAGGAUGCAUCAACGGUUGAAAAGGGGCCGAUCCCCCACCGGAAUACCAAAUACCACCGGCAACAGAAGGAAGAAUUUGAUGAAAGAAAGACGUGAUGGAUUCGGCACCCACCACUUCAUCUAAUAAUCCUGAUCUCCUAUUAUGUCAUGCAUGCGGCCUCACAUUUAGUCGUUUGGAUCACCUAACUCGUCAUAUCCGCUCGUCCCAUGAGCGUGGGAAGUCAUUUCCAUGCCAGCUCUGUGGCAAGGCGUUUUCCAGGAGGGACUCUUUAUCGCGUCAUCACCGGAGCCAUGAGGCAGAUCGCCGAAUAAGGCGAUCAAAAGAGCAUGGAUCAAAAUCACCCCUUGAGAGGAUUUCCCACGCAUGUAUCAGUUGCGCGAAGUCGAAAGUACGCUGCGAUACCGCCCAACCAUGCCGACGCUGCUCCGUAUACAAACGUCGGUGUGUUCGAGUGCCACCCCGUCGUAAGUUUCCGUCUCUUCAGGGCGACUCGAGCGACUCAUCCACCUUGGAAGCGUUGCCAGGAUGCCGAAUCGCGACCGAUGUGGCCAACCUUUCCCAGCAAGCAGAAUCCAUAUUCGUCAGUCAUGACGCGACCUCAGCCAAUGUUCAGGAUCGACAGAGUGAGAACAUGGCCGCCUUAAACAAAGAGGCAGCUGACUCUACAACCAACGCUAAUCAGAGAAAUCUGGUAAACAUGCUGCGAUCUCCGAUUCUGAAUGGCACCGACUGCGACCAAAAAACAACAUACAACAAUGUGGAAAGCAGUGAGCAAAGCGACGACAAGGACAUGCCGGAAAAAGUUCUUCCGCGGACCCAACGUGUGAACGAGAACCAAUUUACUUGUUUAAAUCAGCCGCGGUUCCUGUUUACCGGCGAUCUUGACAUUACUAAUUGGUUGCCACUGGAUUUCUCGGACCUUUCGCUUCCAGUCUUUGACAAUGCCUCUGCAUCCGCAAGUACUUCAAUUCCAUGGUAUACUGCUACUACUACUGCCUUUCCAGCAGGCUCUGAGUCGCAGCUAGCUAAGACUCCAUCAAUAUCAAGGGACGUGAUGCAGCAGGCAGAUAAUUCCAAUGCUGCCACCGUGGCACCCGGUCAAAGCCAAGCUCCCUGUGUCGAUAAUGAUAGGCCCCAAGAUUUCUUCCACAAGACGGUGGAAUUCAAUGACCUUGCUCGAAGCUCUCAAGACACGCAGAGUGCUAAGGGUGGUAGGCCUGGUAUUUCGUCAUUAUUUCCGAGGGUCGACAGCGCAGAGCUCGAGGCUUUGCUACAUAAAGCUGAUCCAGUCGAAUACAUCUCGGAGCAUACGUACAAUGUUAUACGUGAACAAGUUUGGAUGGUCCGCGUUCUACGUCCUGCAGAGACUGAGCUAGAACACUCGUUUCCACCGCGACCGCUGGUCAACUGCUUCAUCCAGCUCUAUUUCCAGCACUUUCACCAUUUAUUUCCCAUCAUUCAUCAGCCAACGUUUCCUCUGGCACAGGCGCAUUGGGUUGAAGUGCUUGCCGUCGCCACUAUUGGAUGCCGCUUCUCCAAGCUUCAGGCUUCUUCAGAAAUUGGGAAGGCAAUGUCGGCUCUACUUCACAUGUCGAUAUCACAUUUGAUUGAAUUUGAGGGCUGGAUCGUUCGCACCCUAUCUUUCACGACCACGAUUCUCCUUAACCAAUUUUCUCUGACGUACAGCGGAAGCAGAAUAUUACUGGAAGCCAGUUUAGCUUUGGGGAAUGCCGCGACAACCGCGUGUCGUCGAAAUAAUUACUUAGAGCAAGGAAAAUCUACAGUAAUGGUCGACAAAACCACCGACGGCGCUACCCUCGAAGAUAUGUGGACCAAAUGGGUGGGCGAGGAAAGCCGCCGGCGGAAUGGCUUUGGAUGCUGGAUACUUCAGUGCCAACUCUCGCUUCAAUUCAACCUUCCUGGAUCUAUGAGGCUCCCGGAGAUGAAGGCCGCGCUGCCCUGCCCGGAUGAUUUGUGGGAAGCAUCAACGGCCACCAAGUGGAAGGCACAUUACUUAUGCUACCAAAAGGAAGCACUUUCUCCAAUCACGGCGGCUAACUGUCUUCAUCGUCUCAUCGGCAACAGCGAAUUUCCAGACGGUGUGGGGAACUUUGGCAGACUUGCAUUAGUUUAUGCAGUAUACGAGACAGCAUUUGAAUGGCGGACGUCGUUUGAAAAUCCUCUUCACCACUGGCUCGGUCUUCAUGGGUCAAUUAUACAAGGAACAAAGCAUUUUGACUGGAAAGAAAAUCUAUGCACCUUCCUUGAAAGUCUUCAGCCAACGCGGGAAGAAUCAGAAACCCGAUCAACAACGGACCCCCACUCACGAGUGCCGCAUCAUAUUCUAACAGUGAUACAGCACGCGGCUCUUUGUACUUAUAUUCCGAUUAGCGAUAUCCUUGUCUUCAUCAACCCGGGCUCUACCUCCGAGAAGUGCGAAGCGGAGCAUAGACUCCAUAGAUGGUUCUCCGACGACUAUGGCCGUACCGCUCGACGUGCCGUAUUAUACGCUUGCAGGCUGUUUGCGUUAGUCCGAGAUUGCUCGUGUUUGAGCUCUCAAGAGCCCAUCGCGUUACUUGCAUCAACCUUGACAAUCUGGCUAUACAGCCAUAUGAAACCGCCUUCUCAAAAGGCGGACAUAAAUGUACGCACGUACCAAUAUACGUGUGAGCUGGACAAGACAUGGGAUACAAGAGAUAUCGAAGCAUGGAUUGAUGGACAUCCCAACGCAGCGGUAGGGGGCCUCCUAACCGGCGUUGGUAACAUCAGUCUCCCGGAGACAGGCCAGAGAGCACUCAGAGUAGCGAGCGGUUCCCUUUUAGGCUUGACGGCAUGGGGGUUGAGCAAAGGUUUCGCUCAAUUUUUAGAUUCACUGCAGGAGAAUUGAUUGAAAGUUAUGAACAAGUCCAGCUGUGAGAACACAGGGUAGAUUGGGAGUCGUCAGGGUGGCGCUCGAUUGACACGCGGCUAUGGUAUACUACGUACUCCGUUGACACCCUUUCAGAGAGGGUGCUUACUCUUUUGGAAGCG